AAUAACGAAGCACAUUAAUAAUGUAUUUAUUGUGGUUUAAUAAAAACCUUAUUAUAUAUUUAGAUGGACCAACCUAUUUCUCUAAGAAUUCUAAGAAUCAUUCUAGUGAUGACACGUGGCUACAAAAAAUGUUGUAAUGUUUCUCAAAUAAUAUAUAGGGGAUGUAUACGAAGAUAUUUUUAAACCAGACAAGAAAACCAGCAGCGAUCAUGCCACGACAAUUUAGUUUCAUUUUAAAAUAUUUUUAUAAAACAUGCAUGCUACAAUAGGCCGGAGAAUCAUUUCAUUUGGUAGUUAAAAAUAAAAUGUGAUUAUACCUUUAAGAUUUAGUAUCAAAUGGUAUAGUGUACAAAACGACACAUUCCAUGAACCCGUGCGUAUAUGCACGGAACUCGAAUGUUAAGAGGAGUAAUCAGUUUAAGAAGGAAUGAAACAGGUAGGCAAAUCCGUAAGAUGCAUUGUACAUUAAUAACCCGUCCUCUUAAGAUCGAAACUUGGAGACAACUUAACAUAUCUUCAAGCUGUGAUUUUAUUUUAAAGUUAUGAAGAAGAUUUUAUGUGGGGAUGAUCUUAAGACAAACGAACCAGUUUGAAUCUCAUCUUGUCGGAAUCUCCAACUCUAUUUUGUGCCGUCCUAAUAUAUUUUAUAUAUGUUUAUUUAUCUUUUAACUCAUCGAUGUACAUACCUAACUUGACUUUUUAUAACUUACAAUUUGCCUCUCUGCCAUACCAAAAAGAUAAGAAGCUAAGAUAAUUUUUUAAAAUUAAUAAACAGUCAACUACGAUACAUACAAACAAAGCUUAUUCUUAAUUUUGGCAUGCCCAUAACAAGGUUAAAUAAUUUAUGCAUAUAUAUAAACAUAUGAUAGAGAAUGUUGAAUUUCCUCUUAUUUGCAUCUAAUAAAUGUUAAGUUCUUAUAGUGGACAGUAUUUUAAUGUAUAAAACUAAAUUCAUACAAAGUUUCUGUACUUGGCGUUUUUAUACAUCUUAUUUCCCUGGUUUUGUGUUCUAACUGUUUAAUCCAACACAAAACCAAUUACAAACAUGCAUAUUGUUUGCGUUAAAAAUGAGCUACACAAACUAAAUCAUUGAUGAUCAAUAUAUUAUAUAUUGAUUACACUUUGACUUCUGAUUUUGUAUUCUAACCUUACAUGAUUGUAGAGAAUUGAGUACCGCGUGAAAACAUUUCUCCAUCAAUUUAUAUCUCAUAUUAUCCACAUUGUGUUUUUCUAGAGUGUAGUUUAUAAAUAUAACUACGCAAUUAUCAGUAUAACUUUGGAUCAUUCUUACAAGUGAGGUUUUUGUAUGUAUAUAUUCCCUGACAAAAUGAAAAAGAAAAAACUCACAACUUCAACUAAAUAAGUUAUCGGUGCCGGAUAAGCCAUGCUGCAUCUUCUCCGAAAAAACAAAUUAGCUAAGAGAGACCUACCGGACAAUUAGUAAUUUAAGGUUUAAUACGGCAUGGAUUAACAAAUUUAAUUAUUUUCUUGUUCUUUGAGUGUUGUUGAUGUUGCGAUAAUGAUUCCAUUAAUCGUGCAUUGGUGUGGCUAUAUCUUUAUUCUUCAGUUUCUCUUGUGUGGCCAAUCUAAACUCUCUCUCAUUAUUUUACUAAUCUCUAACCAGCUUAUACAUAUAUAUGAAUGGAUGGUUAUAUAGAAAAAGAUUAUAUUAUAAUGUGUCGUGAAGGAACAAAGCUGGUUUCAUCUUUCAUUGUCGACCCCACAAGUUGACUGAUCGUGUUCAUCAUCAUGCAUGGCUUCAUUUCAUUUAUUUUAUUACGACUUGUUCACGACACAAAUGAUUGUAACAGUUUAAGAAUCUCUUGAUUUCUCUUCAUCAUCACCAAAUCUUCCUCAACUGAAAUAUUCUCUUCAUCAUCAAGUGCAUCUCCAACCUAUAUAUAUAGUUGCACAAGAACAAGAACUAUCAUAGCAACAAACAAACAAAAACACAAGAAAAAAACAAGGAGAAAGACAAGAGUUGAAGGUUAGAGCGAUGGAUGUUUUUGUUGAUGGUGAAUUGGAGUCUCUCUUAGGUAUGUUCAACUUUGAUCAAUGUUCAUCAUCUAAGGAGGAGAGACCACGAGAUGAGAUGCUUGGCCUCGCUAGCCUUUACAAUGAUCAUCUUCAUCAUCAGAACAAUCUCCCGCCUUCUGAUCAUCAUGCUCUCCUAAAUCCUGAUAUGUUCCCAUUUAGUGCAAUGAUAAUGGGAGGGAACCUUCCGACCAUGCUUGAUUCUUGGGAUCAAAACCAACUCCAAGAAACGGCAACGCUCAAGAGGAAACAACUUAACGUAGAUAAUCUACACAAUUCUAACUUUAACUGUGACGUCACAAGACAAGAGCUUGUCAAAGCCAAGAAAAAGCAGAGGGUAAGCCAGGAAAGCAAUACAGUCGACGAAAGCAACAGCUCAGAUGAUGAGAAGGCUUCGGUCACAAGUGUUAAAGGCAAAACAAGAGCCACCAAAGGGACAGCCACUGAUCCCCAAAGCCUUUAUGCUCGGAAACGUAGAGAGAAGAUUAACGAAAGGCUCAAGACAUUACAAAACCUUGUACCAAACGGGACAAAAGUCGAUAUAAGCACUAUGCUUGAAGAAGCUGUCCACUACGUAAAGUUCUUGCAGCUGCAAAUCAAGUUGUUGAGCUCGGAUGAUCUAUGGAUGUACGCACCGUUGGCUUACAAUGGACUCGACAUGGGAUUCCAUCACAACCUUUUGUCUCGGCUUAUGUGAAGGACUUACACAAAGUUACAAUCUAAUUGUAAAGAAACCGAUUUAGAACAUAUGAAUCCCUUUAAUUUGGCCCUACCCUAGUGGUCUACUUUCGGAACGUACUACUGUUCUCUUGUUGUUCAUUCUGAGAUUUUUUGUUAUUAUUUUAACUUCUUUCUGUCUUUUUCUUCAUUAUGGUUCUAAGAACUUUUGGUACUUUAUUCUAAUGUAAUUAUUUCAUUACAAUAUGAAAAAGUCAGCUGGACUAAUAAAAUAACUGUCUUUUGUCUUUUUCUAAUAACAGUCUUUAUAUAAAUUUGAAAACAAAGAUAAUAGGGUGAUAAUAUGAUUGAAGUAUUCAGCCGACAAAACCCUUUGCACCGAGGUAAAUUUAAUUAUUUUUUGCAAAGGAUGCCAAACGAGAGACGCCAUGCUAAAGUCUUUUGAUACAAAAAUCAAAUAAUAUCAGUCUUCAUUUCCACAUAGUACUAUGAAUAAUCAAUCGUUCUUUGAGUUUUAGAGAAAAAAAGAUUGAUGAACAAAUCCACAGAUGUUUUAGACGUGGAGAGGAACUAGUACUAACUCAAACCCCCAAGUACUGGUACUUGCCUGUAGGAUCAUAAUACAAAAAUAUCAUUUACCUCAAAGCAACAUCUUUCCCUAUGUUUUUAGAGCAUCAACAUCGCAGAUACUUAAGUGAGUUUGUUAAAAAAAUAAUGCUGGGGCUCCACAAAACAGUUAAAACCGAUCACAAAAGUCGUCAAAGAAAAAGAAAGAUCCAUUUUCUGCUGUUUUUUGUACUGUUUGCGGAUCCCACUGACACGUGACGGUCUGCGAUUAGUUUCUUUUUUAAUUUUUUUUUUAAAUCGGAGAAAACAAAAAAUAUUUUUUUGUUUUAAGAAACCCAAAAAACGGUUUACCGAUAAUCAUGGCCUUAGUAUCCUUCCUUUGUCUAUCUUCCUUUGUCUAUGGAGAAUUUGGAAAAUCCUUAAAUGCUAACGUAUAU
Molecule: messenger RNA, 3716 nt
Organism: Brassica rapa (field mustard)
Lineage: Eukaryota; Viridiplantae; Streptophyta; Magnoliopsida; Brassicales; Brassicaceae
Product: transcription factor bHLH54
Biological process (GO): regulation of transcription by RNA polymerase II
Cellular component (GO): nucleus
Molecular function (GO): protein dimerization activity; RNA polymerase II cis-regulatory region sequence-specific DNA binding; DNA-binding transcription factor activity, RNA polymerase II-specific
Source: RefSeq, a predicted model, not a curated record